ACCAAAUCUAACUUCACAUCACAAAAUAAUCACAAAACAAAACAAUUAGUCAUAAUCUCGUUUGUUUGAGUUUGUGUUGUUCCAAAAAGAUGAGUCAAGAGCAACCUCGGAGGGAAGAAGAAGGAAUAAAAUACGGAGAUGUAUUCAACGUAGAGGGUGAUAUUGGAAGUAGGACGGUGGCGCCGGUGGAUGCGGCAAUGAUGCAGAAAGCGGAGACUCAGAUGCAUGGGAAGACACAAAAGGGUGGCGCCGCUGCUUCCAUGCAAUCGGCGGCAAUGAAAAAUGAGAGAGAUGGAAUUGUAGGGCAUAAUGAUAUGAGUGAAAAUGCUGCUGACGGUGGUGUGGUGGAGCAAUUAAGUCAAAAUGCACCAAUGAAUACGAUGACACCAGCUUCUCUAGUUAAAGACAUGAGCGCUGGAGCUGAUGGAGGGGUAACCAUAGGAGAAGCACUUGAAGCCACUGCUUUGACAGCAGGGCAGAAACCUGUUGAGUGGAGCGAUGCAGCUGCUAUUCAAGCAGCAGAAGUCAGAGCCACAGGGCGCACUAACAUCGUCCCUGGAGGUGUUGCCGCGGCAGCACAAUCAGCUGCAACUCUCAAUGCUCGAACCACAAAGGAAGAGGACAAGACCAAACUCGGUGAUAUUCUUGCGGACGCGACUACAAAGUUACCGGCAGAUAGAGCAGCGACAAGGAGAGAUGCCGAAGGGGUGACGGGUGCAGAAAUGAGAAAUGAUCCAUAUCUCACUACUCAUCCUGGAGGAGUGUCAGCAUCAAUGGCAGCCGCAGCUAGGCUUAACCAAAAGAAUAACAACUAGUUGCUACCUAAGUAGUUAGCUACCUUAUAUAUGUAUAUUAAUGGUUAUUAUGCUUUUCUGCUUAUGCGCGCCUAUGUUACUUUCUCUAAUAUAGAGAGUUUGCAUGUUGGUUAUUUACUCCA
Molecule: messenger RNA, 937 nt
Organism: Medicago truncatula (barrel medic)
Lineage: Eukaryota; Viridiplantae; Streptophyta; Magnoliopsida; Fabales; Fabaceae
Product: late embryogenesis abundant protein D-34
Exons: 3
Coding region: 90-815 (241 amino acids)
Source: RefSeq, a predicted model, not a curated record